AUGUGUGUAAUGUGGCUGCUUGAGACCAAGUUUUACGCAAAAAAUAAAAAUGUGCUUUAGAGCGUCAUGACCGGUUUUCGUAUCCCCCCUUACAUCACGCGGAAGAUUAUUGCCAGCCAAGUAAUGCUCUCACGUGCAUUCCACGUGACCAAGACCAAUAAAUGAUGCUCACGCGCAUGAUCAUGUGCCCGCCACCCGAUUGCGUGCAUAUAAGGGCAGUCGAAGAACAUUCCAGGAACCGCCGUUCCGUUCCGUUCCGUUCCGUUCCUGCUUGCCGCACCGUUCCCUUCGGGACAGCACGACGGCGGGAGAAAGAAAACAGAGGAAGCUUGGGGAGGAACAUCUAAGAAAGCGGAAGAAAGAGAAAGAGAGAGAAAGGAAAAAUUGAAAAAGGGGAGAGAAGGAAUGGCGGACGGUUCGUUCUGCCCGGACUGCAAGCGGAGCACGGAAGUGGUGUUCGACCACUCGGCGGGGGACAUGGUGUGCUCGGAGUGCGGGCUGGUGCUGGAGGCCCACUCCAUCGACGAGACCUCCGAGUGGCGGACCUUCGCCAACGAAUCCGCCGAAAACGACCCAGUCCGUGUCGGCGGCCCGUCCAACCCCCUCCUCACCGACGGCGGCCUCUCCACCGUCAUCUCCAAGCCCAACGGCGUCCAAGGCGACUUCCUUUCCUCCUCGCUCGGCCGCUGGCAGACCCGCGGCUCCAACCCCGACCGCUCCCUCAUCCUCGCUUUCCGCACCAUCGCCAACAUGGCCGACAGGUUGGGUCUUGUCGCCACUAUCAAGGAUAGAGCCAAUGAGAUAUAUAAGAAAGUGGAAGAUCUGAAGUCCAUUAGAGGACGAAAUCAAGAUGCAAUUUUGGCUGCUUGUCUAUAUAUUGCUUGUCGCCAAGAGGACAGGCCUCGAACUGUGAAGGGUAUGGCUGACAUUUUAUUACAAGUCUCAUCUGAAUUUAUCAUGUGGGGUGUACUUCAUCAACUCCCAUAUUUUCAAAUAGAAAUCUGUUCUGUUGCCAAUGGAGCUGCAAAGAAGGAAAUUGGUCGGGCAAAAGAGUACAUUGUAAAGCAGCUUGAAGUAGAGAUGGGUCAAUCGAUGGAAAUGGGCACUAUCCACGCUGGGGAUUUCCUGCGGCGUUUUUGUUCACAUCUUGGCAUGUCAAAUCAAGCAGUCAAGGCUGCUCAGGAAGCAGUUCAGAAGUCAGAAGAGCUUGAUAUAAGGAGGAGUCCUAUAUCAAUCGCAGCAGCUGUCAUUUACAUGAUAACUCAGCUAUCAGAGGAGAAGAAACCUCUAAGAGAUAUCUCUCUGGCCACUGGAGUGGCAGAAAGCACUAUAAGGAAUUCAUACAAAGAUCUUUAUCCCUAUGCUUCAAGGAUCAUUCCAGCUUCAUUUGCCAAAGAGGAAGACCUCAAGAAUCUCUGCAGCCCAUAGUUCAUAAUUAACCAGUUGUAGUUAAGCUACCUGAAAAAUUCAGGACUGACUGGUAGCAUGGUCUGACUGUUGCAUGCCAUUUUUUAUUGACGCAAGGAUGAUGACAUUCUUCAACAUGAACUACUUCAGAAACGAACCUGAAGGAGUAGUUUUCCUUUCUUUCCCCGCUCCCAGCAUAUGUAUGAGUUUUGGAACGUCUUUGCAUGAUGAACGAACAUAUUGUAAACCAACCUAACCUUGUGGCUGACGAUACAAACUUAAAUACUAGUCUGCAAAGGCCUCUGGCACGAGGCUAGGAUAACUGAUAAACAUACAAUCUGUGCCUUUAAUAGCUUUUGCCAUGUAAUUGAGCUUGAAUCUUUGUUUAUUAUGCAUGUGUUUGAUGACUUUCUGUAUCUGACUGUAAAAUUGUUGAAGAGUUUUCGACAGAUCAGAUAUCAUGUUCCA
Molecule: messenger RNA, 1875 nt
Organism: Elaeis guineensis (African oil palm)
Lineage: Eukaryota; Viridiplantae; Streptophyta; Magnoliopsida; Arecales; Arecaceae
Product: transcription initiation factor IIB
Biological process (GO): DNA-templated transcription initiation; transcription preinitiation complex assembly
Cellular component (GO): transcription preinitiation complex; nucleus
Molecular function (GO): TBP-class protein binding
Source: RefSeq, a predicted model, not a curated record